ACAGUUUAUAAUUUUGUUAUUAUUACUUAUUUAAAAUGUCUAGGGUAUCACAGAGCGUGUACGAUAGGCACAUAACAAUCUUUUCCCCUGAAGGGAAACUUUUUCAGCUUGAAUACGCAUUAAAGGCUGUGAAGAAUUGUAAUUUAACUGGUUUGGCUAUUAGAGAUGAUUCAGCUAUAGCUGUUGUGGCCCAGAAAAAACUACCUGCUCAACAAGGGAAUCAGGAUGUUUUGUUGGAUACAUCUAGUGUUACUAGCAUAUAUCAUAUUACUGAUAAUAUAUUGGCACUAUUAAUUGGCCUUCCAGGUGACUGUCUGAGUAUACUCUACAAGGCAAGGCAGAUUGCUCUUGAACAUUUUUACAAGUAUGGAUGCAAUAUACCCGUUGGAGUUCUAUGUCAGAGGAUAUCUGACAUCAAUCAGGUGUACACUCAACACGCCUACAUGAGACUCCAUGCCUGUACCGGGCUUUUUUUGUCCAUAGAGGAGGAUGAAGGCCCGCGCAUCUAUAAAUUCGAUUCAUCAGGAUGGUUCGCUGGAUACAAGGCAUGCGGAAUAGGAGCCAAGGAGCAAGAAUCCGAAAAUGCUCUGGAAAAGGCUAUGAAACGUAGAGGAGUUACAACCCUACAAGAAACUGUCAAAUCUAAUCUGAACGUGAACACUGAUAGCCACAAGCUAAACGAAGGACCUGAAACCAAAGUUACGAUCGAAGCUCUGAAAUGCAUGAUAGAUAUAGAUGCAUUCACACAGGGACUAGGAGCUUCAAGCAUAGAGGUAGCCAUAGCUACAAAGGAGAACCCCGUGUUUAGACAAUUGUCAGAGGAGGAAAUCGAAACAUAUCUCACAUAUAUUGCUGAAAGUGAUUGA
Molecule: messenger RNA, 866 nt
Organism: Theileria equi strain WA
Lineage: Eukaryota; Apicomplexa; Aconoidasida; Piroplasmida; Theileriidae
Product: proteasome subunit alpha type, putative
Exons: 5
Coding region: 36-866 (276 amino acids)
Biological process (GO): ubiquitin-dependent protein catabolic process
Cellular component (GO): nucleus; proteasome core complex, alpha-subunit complex; proteasome core complex
Source: RefSeq, a predicted model, not a curated record